UAGAGUUUAAGAAGGAAAGGUGCAAAAUCAGUGUAGCAGUUCAGACAGAAGCAGGGGUGGUGAGAAUGUGGUUUUAGCUUCAUCUUCUUCUGCUUUUAAGAUUUAGUUUCUGUGCUCAGAGUAUCUUCCGGAUAAAAAUAACUCUUGACUGAAAACUGUCUUCACCAGCAGCUGUUUCUGCACCUGCAUUGUCAUUUUCUUACUUGAAUCAACAAAGUUUUACAUCGAACAUCACCAUUUCAGAAGCUUGAAGUCAUGGACAAUUUCACUUCUGUACAACCCUGGACAGUAAAUGAUUCAGAUGGGCUCUGCAGCUUCAGCCUUUCCCCUGAAGAGGUCCUCUCCCACACCUACAUCCACUCCAUCAUCUGCGCCUUCGGCCUGAUUGGCAACGUUCUCGUGAUGAUCACCUACGGUUUCUACAAGAGGACCAAGACGAUGACAGAUGUUUAUCUGUUCAAUGUGGCUGUGGCAGACCUGAUCUUUGUGGUGGCGUUGCCUCUUAUCGCACAUAAUGAGCAGAAUGGGUGGCCCAUGGGUUCUGUGGCUUGCAAGAUGUUGCGCUCGGCCUACAGCAUCAAUUUAUACAGCGGCAUGCUGUUGCUUGCCUGCAUUAGCUGCGAUCGAUACAUUGCUAUUGUUCAAGCCAGGCGCUCCUUCGGUUCUCGCUCCCAAGCUGUCAUGUACGGCCGUCUGAUCUGCUCCGCAGUUUGGGUGUUUGCACUGUUUUUGACUUUGCCUACACUUAUCUACACUGAGCUCUUUGAAGAAUAUGACCUGAUUGAGCUUAGUUCAACUUUGACAUGUGAGCUCACUUUCAAACACAGAAAGACUGCAGAGCUGAUGAAGGUGAUGGUGCCAAGCCUGCAGAUGGCUGUUGGCUUCCUUCUCCCUCUUGUAGUUAUGGUUUUCUGCUACUCAAGCAUUAUGUGCACCUUGCUCAAAGCCCACAACAGCCAGAGGCACAAGGCAAUCCGGGUGGUUUGGGCAGUUGUUGUGGUCUUCAUCAUGUGUCAUUUUCCUUACAAUGUGACUCUCCUGAUCCACACGGUGUUUCUUUUUAUGGAGAGAAGCUGUGAGGAGGAAAAGACCAAACUCACGGUUCUGGCCACUUCCAGGAGCAUAGCUUACCUCCACUGUUGCCUCAAUCCCAUCCUCUAUGCGUUUAUUGGAGUUAAGUUCAGGAGCCACUUCAGGAAAAUAUUGUCUGACCUUUGGUGCUUUGGCAAAAAGUACAUCUACUCUGCUCGCUCGUCACGUGGGACACCUGAAGUUUGCAUUUCAGGCCUGAGAACCUCGGAGGCUUCAAACAACAUGUCAUCCUUCAGUGCCUGACAGCCAUGCAAGUAACCUCUGAUUUGUCUAGUCCAGUUACUUUCCACAUGUGUAGUUCCACAUGUGUCAAUAACAAAAAGAAAUUAUAUUCAAUUUAUCAUAAAAAAUAAUACUACCUGCCUUUGUAUGGUAACAGGAUUUUUAUUAGCCAGCGAAUGUGAAUGUGAGCCCCAUGAGGAUUUUGUUUUGGCUGGAUGGAUAAUAAGUGGGCCAGAGCUCAAACUACCACCAGUUUAAGCCCUUAAGCAGAUCUUAUCAGUGUAUCAAUUGGAUAUUAAGAUGCUAAUUACAUUCAGCUUAAUUUCCAGUCAGUGUAGUUAUAUAGAGUCGUUUCACAAUAACUGUCUCAAGGCUAAAAAAGUUAUUACCUUGAGAAAUAAUGACAUUUGGUUAAGUAUAAAGCAUGCCUUACUGCCAAAAAUGAUUAAAUGUCACAAGUCAUACAAAUGGAACUGAUAUAGAGUGACAUUCAUUCAGUGGUGCUAGGCUCCACUCAGCAUACCCAAAGAGUGCUGUAGUGCGAGGUCUGCUUUUAUCUUCUCCUCGUUCUGCACCCUCUCUAAGAGUCAUAUAGACAUUACAUAGUUAUCAAACGGUACGUUAAGCUCAGUUUAAUAUUCAAAAAUCUUUUCUGUUUAAGAAAGCCUAGCAGAUUGCAUCAAAUCAUUGACUUGCAGAAUUCAUUCCUUCUGGACCAGCAUAUGCAAAAUAUUUCUUGUGUUGUGCUGUUGCCUUUACUGCAGUCCCUCAUAAAAACUGUGUAGAAUAAUUAAAGUUAACAGGUGAAAUAACAGCAAAUACUGCAAGUUAUUACAAGUGAUUUUCUGUGUUAUUAAAUAUAAUGUUCAUGAGCUGACAAGUAUGAAAACAAGAAACUUUUUGAAUAUGUUUUUUACUAGAGUUUCGAAGUAAUUGUUUUGUACACCGCUUUACUGACAUAGAAAGGGUUCAGCCCUGUUCUAACUGAAACAAAUACGAAACCCUCUGUUGAAAACCCACAAAUCCACAGCUACUUUUGUUUUUACUCAGCUCAACAUUACGUAGAUAAUGUCAUUGGUCUUUUUGAAGUUGUUUUGUAUCAAACUGAGAAAGAAAGUAUUAUGCUCUUAGCAUAAAAGGGAUAAUACAGCAAGGCCUGUGGAUGGUAGAUAUUUUAUGGAAAAUAAAGUGUUUUUCUGUAUAUAAUUGCUGAAAACAAUAUAUUUUUAACUUUUCUCUUAGCAAUAACUAUUCUUAUGCUAUCUUUGCAUUAUUAUUUGCGGAAGAGGAUUAGGGUCACCGAAAAUAAAAAGAAUUCUGAGGUUAAAGUCAAAAUUCUGACUUUAAUCUCAGAAUUCUGACUUUAAUCUGAGACUUUAAUCUCAGAAUUCUGACUUUAUGCUUGUUUUGCCUCUUUAUGUUUAUCUCAAUAAGCCACUGAGCCAAUGUUGGUUUUCCCCAAAUGAUGAAGACAGAACCUGUGGACAAAAAUGGACCUUUAGGGUAGUGAAAGAUGAUUUGUGUAAAAUUUGUGAAACAAUUAA
Xiphophorus hellerii (green swordtail) is the source of this 2858-nucleotide messenger RNA. RefSeq names its product chemokine (C-C motif) receptor 6b (gene ccr6b). Bases 256 to 1335 code for a protein of 359 amino acids. Lineage: Eukaryota; Metazoa; Chordata; Actinopteri; Cyprinodontiformes; Poeciliidae. Gene Ontology annotation, molecular function: C-C chemokine binding; C-C chemokine receptor activity. The record is from RefSeq and is a predicted model, not a curated record. Gene Ontology annotation, biological process: calcium-mediated signaling; cell chemotaxis; G protein-coupled receptor signaling pathway. The transcript is spliced from 2 exons. Gene Ontology annotation, cellular component: external side of plasma membrane; membrane.